AUGAUAGACUUGAAGGGGGCGGCGGCCGUGCUUACCGAGAAGGAUAAGCCCGCGACCAUGUCCGACGGGAAGCUCGUGCGAGGUGCUGGCGAAUCUGGGGCCCAGUGCGUCAUCAAGGUCGGCGGGGGCGGCUCCAUGCUGUACAGCGUGCCAGAUCCGGUCGAGAUCCCGUGCUUGGCCAUGAGCUUGGAGUCUGGUGAGAGUCUCAUCCAGGCCCUCAAUGACAACGGAGGCAAGUCUGCAGGACAUGCAAGGAUCGUCGGCCUUGAGGUCCACGACAUGCGGGCGUCGCUGCAGCAGUUGAGGCGGCCAGAGGGCUCCGUGUGGGUUGCGCUAAAAGGACUGCGGCUGCGUGGCCUGGAGCGUGCGGGGGGUCUCCGCGACCUCGCAGCAGGACACGCGCGUCCGCGGGGGGCGCCGGUCUACGAGGACUACUUUGAGAGCUUUCGCGCGCGGAAGAGCACAGAUCCCAGCUUGGGCACCAAGACAAGCAAGCUACGACGAAUCGUGGAAUCAGCAUGGUCCCCUCUGAAGCGCGCUGGGAUCGCUGACAACCCAGCGAUGAUGGGCAAGCUUCUGGCCAUCGGGGCUCAGCCAGUCGAGUUCGACAUCAGUCACAUCAGGUUCAGCCCGUCCACCAGCAAGAAGUACACCACUUGCGCGAUGCUGGUCUCAGGCACCGAUGCAAGCCCCCUGGCACAGCAGACACUUGCGAUGAUCGCCCACGAGGCAGUGUACGUCGCCUUGAUGGGACAAUUUACGCGCCUCAUGGACUUCAUGGCGCCAUCUCUGUGGAACUUUCUGAAGUGCGUCAAUGGAGAUUUCUUCGGAUGGGAGGCAGAUGCUUCGAAGGUGCGGAAGCUCUUCACUCCAUGUAGUGGUCGCGUGGGCCCAGAGCCAAAGGAGCAGUGGCAAAAGGAUGAUCCGACUUGGCAGAUCGUGGACGAAAGAAACGCCAUUGGGAUAGUCGUGAGAACACAAGGGCGAUUGCUGUGGCGAGAGCGAUCCGCUGUUCCCGAGGAGAAGCGCCCAGCGAGCGGAGCGGCGGACACUUCGAGCGCACGCGCCGAGAGCAAAGACUCGCACGCCGUGAGGUUGCUUGGUCGAUGGAGCACCAGCAUGUGCUGCUCUCGCUGA
Prorocentrum cordatum is the source of this 1137-nucleotide messenger RNA. NCBI's taxonomy places the organism in Eukaryota, Dinophyceae, Prorocentrales, Prorocentraceae. The record is from the annotation of a GenBank genome assembly.